Fraxinus pennsylvanica is the source of this 681-nucleotide messenger RNA. Lineage: Eukaryota; Viridiplantae; Streptophyta; Magnoliopsida; Lamiales; Oleaceae. The record is from the annotation of a GenBank genome assembly.
AUGGUAGCAAAGGAUAGCUGCAGUUCCUUGAAUCGACAUGCAAUGAUUGGUGGAAACGGCCUUGAAAGCUACACCAAAAACUCAUCAUACCAGAGAGGUGUUAUUGAUGCUUCCAAGUUACAUAUUCAAAGUGCCAUUGCUAAGAAGCUUCAACCAGAAAACUUUGCAACAUUAGACGCAUUUUCCAUUGCUGAUUUAGGUUGUUCAGUUGGACCUAACACUUUCUUUGCAGUGCAAAACAUUCUUGAAGCUGUUAACCUUAAGUAUAAAACCCAAGAACGCAAUACCAGAAUCCCAGAAUUUCAAGUUUUCUUCAAUGACCAUUCAAUGAAUGAUUUCAACACCCUCUUCAAGUGUCUCCCACCAAAUAGAGAAUACUAUGCUUUAGGUGUUUCGGGAUCUUUCUAUUCCCGCUUGUUCCUACGAGCAUCUCUCCACUUUGUGCACUCGUCGUAUUCACUCCACUGGCUUUCUCAAGUGCCGAAAGAGGUUACAAAUAGAAAAUCACUUGCUUGGAACAAGGGGAGGAUUUACUACCUUCAUGCUAGAGAAGAGUUAGGUCUCGUGAAGGUGCAGAUCUGUUUGGGUGUGGUUGGGCGUGUGUGUGGGCGACGGCGGUACGAUGGUUGUAUGGCGGUGGUCGUCAUAAACGUUGCGGUGUCGUGGCGUUGUGAUGGAUAG